This is a messenger RNA of Anolis carolinensis (green anole), 4565 nucleotides long. It is a transcript of the gene serinc1, whose product is annotated as serine incorporator 1. The transcript is spliced from 10 exons. NCBI's taxonomy places the organism in Eukaryota, Metazoa, Chordata, Lepidosauria, Squamata, Anolidae. The coding region runs from base 123 to 1475 and encodes 450 amino acids. The record is from RefSeq and is a predicted model, not a curated record. Gene Ontology annotation, cellular component: membrane.
UGACGCAACGCGCUGUCAAAGCUCAGUCCGUCAGCAGCGAGUUAGAAGGGCCGGAGAGUAAACAAGCUUUGGGUCGCCAUUUCCGUCUUUAAAGGUCCGCUCCUCGGUCGGCCAAGAGCAAGAUGGGGGCCGUGCUGGGUCUCUGCUCCAUGGCGAGCUGGAUUCCAUGUUUAUGUGGCAGUGCCCCAUGUUUACUGUGCCGAUGCUGCCCCAGUGGAAAUAACUCCACUAUAACAAGACUGAUAUAUGCACUCUUUUUGCUUCUUGGAGUCGCUGUGGCAUGUGUGAUGCUGAUACCAGGAAUGGAAGAACAGCUGAUGAAGAUUCCUGGGUUUUGUGAUCAUUCUGUGCACUGUGAUGUUCUAGUGGGGUACAAAGCUGUGUAUCGGGUCUGCUUUGGCUUGGCCAUGUUUUUUCUCUUGUUCUCCUUAUUGAUGAUCAAGGUGAAGAGUAGCAGUGAUCCAAGAGCAGCAGUACACAAUGGAUUCUGGUUCUUUAAAUUUGCUGCAGCAGUUGCUAUUACAGUUGGAGCAUUUUUUAUUCCUGAAGGACCCUUUACAACAGUUUGGUUUUAUGUAGGCAUGGCAGGUGGUUUCUGCUUCAUUCUUAUCCAGCUGGUUUUACUUAUUGACUUUGCCCAUUCCUGGAAUGAAUCUUGGGUGGAAAAAAUGGAGGAAGGCAACUCAAGAUGCUGGUAUGCAGCUUUGCUGUCUGCCACAGCUCUGAACUAUCUUUUGUCUCUGGUGGCAGUGGUCCUCUUUUAUGUUUAUUAUACUCAUCCAGAAGGCUGUUCUAAUAACAAGGCAUUCAUCAGUGUCAAUAUGCUGCUGUGUAUUGGAGCAUCUAUAAUAUCAAUUUUGCCUAAGAUCCAGGAAUCACAGCCAAGAUCUGGCUUGUUGCAGUCAUCUGUGAUUACAGUUUACACAAUGUAUCUAACUUGGGCAGCAAUGACCAAUGAACCAGACCGAGAAUGCAAUCCAAGCUUGCUCAACAUAAUUGGCUAUAAUUCCACAAGCACUCCAAGUAAGACCGGUUUCGUCCACUGGUGGGAUGCUCAAGGAAUUGUAGGGCUCAUCCUGUUUUUACUCUGUGUUCUCUACUCGAGCAUCCGAACAUCCAAUAACAGUCAAGUAAAUAAAUUGACCCUGACCAGUGAUGAGUCAACCCUGAUAGAAGAUGGACUUCCGAGGAGUGAAGGCUCUCUUGAUGAUGGGGAUGAUUACAAUCGUGCUGUUGACAAUGAGAGAGAUGGAGUUACUUACAGUUACUCAUUCUUCCAUUUUAUGCUUUUCCUUGCUUCACUUUACAUCAUGAUGACUCUCACCAACUGGUAUAGCCCUGACCCUACUUCUGCAGCAAUGACAAGUACAUGGCCAUCCGUCUGGGUGAAGAUCUCUUCUAGCUGGAUUGGGAUUGUUCUCUACGUGUGGACUCUGGUUGCGCCACUUGUUCUUACAAACCGUGAAUUUGACUAAGCUAGGCAUCUCAUCUAUAAGUUUUGCAUUUUUGUUGCUUAUUGAAGCUAACAGUAUUCCGCACUAGGAUGUAACUGUACAUAUAUGUGUGUAGUAUCUGUGUGCAUUAUUCUGUCUUAAUUCUGCAUGUUUGCUUUUAAAUCAUACCAUAUUGCCAUUUUGGUGAUUUUCUUCUAGGUGAGCUUGAUGACGUGUGCUAGAUACAGGGCCAAAAUAUAUGUGGUAGUAAUGCUUUUGUGAGUUACAUGCAACAUGCUAGUAGAAAACAUAGGUGAGGUGGUGCUGUUCUGCUGGUGAUUUAAUGUUGCACUAGUGGUGGUGCCAAUGAUAGUAAACUACCUGGACAAAUGACACCUAGAUUAAUCAACUUGUGAAGGUGUAUGAUGGAAGGACUUCUAUGAUAGAUCAAUAUUGUAUUUGACACUUUUGCAAGGCUGAAAAUGGUGUUUCUACUUUCUAUAAGUGAUAGAAGCUUUACUGUAGCAGAAUAACAGCAUUGGAUAUCAUCCAAUGUUUUAAGCAUAGUGCUUGUUUAUUUUCAUCUAUAGAUCAUUUUGGCACAUUUAAAAAGUAUCCCUUGCUGCUGCUGCUGCUUUCCACCUGAUGGAUUCCUUUCUGUGUUUUGACACAGAUGCUGGCAGUUCCUACCCAUUUUGGUGUCUGCUAUUGUAUACUAAGGCUGAGUCACAAUGAGAUGUUUCUUUUCAUUAAACUAUUCACACAAAGGACUUCCCUCACUUAAGUCAGUAAUCUUUCAGGGAAGCAGUUGAAAAUUAAAGGUUUUCUCGCCUUUUUGGUGGUAUCUACAGAGCCACCUGCCAUGUGUUUGGUGUUCCUGUCCCUUUUGGCAAGGAAAUGGAAAGGAAAGUUCAUAAUCACAACAAAUUAUCUUCCUUCAGUUGGCUAGAGCUCAGUUGAUUGCCAAUAUUCUGUGUGCCUCAAGUAGGGAACACAGUAAAAUCUGUUGCAUGUUGCCUCCACCCUUUCUGGAGAAAGUGUGAUGCUAGAAGUGGUAAAGUGAUGUUUUUCUUUCCCCAACCCAAUCUGGUGAGUGCUGGCCUUUCUGAAAAAGUUCUGUUGGUGUGAAAUGUUAUACUUGAAUACAAAAUCCCCACAGAUGCCUGUCCCAGCCUUGCUACGUCCUACUGGGACACUUUUACAUCUUGGCAUGUGUUUUCAAAAGUAUUUUAAUGACUGUAAAUAGGGCAAGUAUUAGAUGUUAUAAUCUGAUGGGGGUGGAGGUACAGUGUUCGAAGUAAGAUAGGGGUGUCUCUGUCAGCCAUUGAACUUGAUUGCAGAAGUUAAUUUCAGUAAUAAUUUUUACAUUGUUGGUAUAAUACUAGCUUCGUUCUAAGAUGGAAUAUUAAAAAUACAUUACUUUUGCAUUCAUGAUGUGUGCCAUAGAAACGAGAGGGAAUUGAAGCUAUGGAAGAAAGGAGCUUCUGAGGUUAUUGCAUUACCAUAGCUGAAGUAGAUGUGGAUGAUUGUUUGGAAGCGUCUGAUGCUGAAUAUGAAUUGAAUACUAGAUAACUCAGUUAAAAUAAACUGACCUAUGAGAGCUGGGAACUUGGCUAAAUAAGCAGUGCAGAAGCAAAGAAGUCUCAGAUUUAUCAAUAAGCUCAUGAGCCUUUAUUUUUGUUGAACAAGUUUCAGAGAAGACAGUAAUGGAGGAAGGAGCAGAGCUAAUAGAGAGGAAUAAUGUAUAUGUACUUCAGUGCUUAUGGCCAUGAAACUGUGUUUUUAAAAUAAGACAAUGAAAUAAUAUUUCAGUUGACUGAUGGAGUUGUCAGUGCGUCCGAGAAAACAGCAGCCUCUUGUGGCUGAGCUGGGGGGAGGGGACUUUAAUUUACAGCACAAGCAAAUUCCUCAUCACACUUGCCCCCUCACAGAGCCUGACUCUCAGUUCAGGCAUUCAGAAACAACAGGCUAUAGGCAACAAAGCCAACUGCUGACAGUGGCUUUUCUUCUUCCUACUUUUCCUUUUGGGCCAUAGAAGGUAUCCCUUCGCCAUCAAGGUGUUAUUCUAGUUGUGGUUUGAGUUGCUGAAUUCUAGUGGCAGCCUGCUCUUGUUUUAUUUAUUUUAGAUGGGGAAAUGUAUCUGUGGCUGUGUGCACAUGUGUGUGCAAAGAGAAUUGGUUGGAUGCACUCUGCCUGUUGAAGGAUCUAAUUUCUGUUCUCGUAGACAUGUGUAAACUUAGGGUCUUUACUAAAAAGAAAGGGAACAUUUCUUUUUAAGGUUACAUUUGGAAUUGUGAAAAUCUUGCAUGGAUAUGCACCAUGAAUAUUAGUUGUCAUUUUGCCUGGUUUUACUUUUACGUGCAGUGUAGAAUUAGUGCAAUUUAAUAGUGCAUGUUCUUAGAUGCUUUGUUUUUGUAUUCCUUUGAUACUAUCAGUUUUAUUUUUUAACUUAAUCACUGCUGAAAGUAUUUAGCAUUAGUAAUAAUUGCAAGAACUUGAAAUACAAAGUUGGCUUGAGAAGCCAGUGGUUUUAGGCAGAAGAGCAGCUAAUUAUGCUUUCAUACACCCUUGUGGCUCAGAUAUACUAUUUGAGUGGGGAAUGCUUAGCUUUGUUUGAAAGUCAAAGAUAGCCAUGCCUUUCUUUUCACUUAAACCAUUCUGGGUACAUUGCCAAGUAUUUUUAGUUGAGCAACUGUAUUCUAUAGCUGACCAUUACAAGGUUGUAACCAAUACCUUUGUCCGAGGCCAUUUUAUUUUCAGCGUAAUCUAGUACUGCUGCUAAUCCUUUUUCUGUCCAUUGCUGGUAAAGGAUUUUACUCAAAAAAUCCUUUGUCUGUAUACCUGGAAACUUCUAGGUCUGUUUUAUUGUUUAGUGUAUUUUGCUUUAACUGGAAAUAUAAUUAUAGCUUGCUCCAACUGAGGAUUGUCAAAGUGGGAUGAAACAAUUGUUUUCAUUUCAGCAUUCUUUACCCUGGUGUGCAUUUUAUGAUGAUUAUUAAUAUUUUCCACAUCUGUUCAAAAUCAUUGUAUAUGCUGAAAUGCUAGGAUCACUAUGAAUGAAAUGUGGAAUUUUAAUAUUUAGUCACAUAAGAUCAUGUAUGCUGUAUGCUGUCAAUAAACAUUCACACUACA